Dromiciops gliroides (monito del monte) is the source of this 2053-nucleotide messenger RNA. RefSeq names its product cytochrome P450 3A8-like. The coding region runs from base 95 to 1618 and encodes 507 amino acids. Gene Ontology annotation, molecular function: iron ion binding; testosterone 6-beta-hydroxylase activity; oxidoreductase activity, acting on paired donors, with incorporation or reduction of molecular oxygen, reduced flavin or flavoprotein as one donor, and incorporation of one atom of oxygen. The transcript has 13 exons. The record is from RefSeq and is a predicted model, not a curated record. Gene Ontology annotation, biological process: oxidative demethylation; steroid metabolic process. NCBI's taxonomy places the organism in Eukaryota, Metazoa, Chordata, Mammalia, Microbiotheria, Microbiotheriidae.
AUUUGUUAGGGAAUUACAACAGCACUCAAAGUUGAGAACCAAGGGCAAACAAAGAGGAGGACAAGAGAAAAAAGUAAAAAGCUGCCUAGAGAGCAUGACAAUGGACAUCAUCCCAAGCUUAAGUGUUGGAACCUGGACACUCCUUGUUCUCUUCCUGACUCUCCUGUUUCUAUAUGAGACCUGGACACACAAGGUCUUUAAGAACCUGGGAAUUCCAGGACCAACACCUCUUCCUCUCGUUGGAAAUAUUCUUUCUUAUCACAAAGGUGUGGCAAAUUUUGACUUGAUGUGUUUUAAAAAAUAUGGGAAAACCUGGGGGUUUUUUGAUGGCAGGCAACCUAUAUUGGCCAUCACAGACCCAGAAAUCAUCAAAUCAGUGCUGGUAAAAGAAUGCUAUUCUGUCUUCACCAAUCGUCGGAGGUUUGGUCCAACAGGGCUUUUGGAGAAUGCUGUCUCAGAAGCUCAAGAUGAAAACUGGAGGAGGAUUCGAACAGUGUUGUCUCCCACAUUUACAAGUGGAAAACUCAAGGAGAUGUUUCCCAUCAUUAACCACUAUGGAGAAGGUUUAGUGAAGAAUAUGCACAAGGAAGCAGAGAAGAGCAAGCCUGUAACUAUGAAAGAGAUUUUUGGGGCCUACAGCAUGGAUAUAAUCAUCAGCACUUCAUUUGGUGUCAAUAUUGACUCACUGAAUAACCAGAAUGAUCCCUUUGCCAGAGAAACCAAGAAGUUAUUGAAAUUCAAUGUUCUAAAUCCACUCUUAUUUACAACAACAAUCUUUCCAUUCCUAAUUCCUUUGUUUAAAAAAUUGGAUAUAAGCAUAUUUCCAAAAGAGUCAAUAGACUUCUUAGCAAAAGCAGUUAAAAAAAUAAAGGAAGAAGGAAAGAAAAAUACACAGAAUAAGCAUGUUGAUUUCAUUCAGCUUUUGAUUGAUUCUCAGACUUCUAAAAAUUCAGAGAUGAACUCUUACAAAGAAUUGAGUGAUGAGGAAAUCCUGGCCCAAUGCAUUUUCUCUAUUUUUUCUGGCUAUGAACCCACCAGCUCAGUCCUCUCCUUCCUUUUUUACCACCUGGCCACCCACCCUGAGAUCCAGGAGAAACUUCAGCAGGAGAUUGAUGCAGUUUUGCCCAACAAGGAAGCAAUCACCUAUGAUGCCCUAGUACAGAUGGAGUACCUAGACAUGGUGAUGCAUGAAAAUCUCAGAAUCUUCCCCAUAGGUGGUAGGAUUGAAAGAUUUGCUAAGAAAAGUAUUGAGAUCAAGGGACUGAUGAUUCCUAAAGGAACAGUGGUCAUUAUCCCACCCUAUGUCCUUCAUCAUGACUCAGAAUACUGGCCAGAACCAGAGGAGUUCCGCCCUGAACGAUUCAGCAAGGAAAACAGGGAGAGCAUCAACCCCUAUGUGUACCUGCCCUUUGGUGCUGGUCUCCGAAACUGCCUUGGGAUUAGAUUUGUACUUACGAGUAUGAAAGUUGCUACUUGCCGACUCCUGCAGGAAUUUUCCUUUAGAACUUGUAAAGAGACACAGAUUCCUCUGAAGCUGAGCAAUGAGCCAUUCCUUGCACCACUUGUACCCAUUGUCCUGCAGCGUGUAAAAAGGACCAAGAAUGCAAACCAACACUAGCCAUCCUCUAUCUCCUUCUAUCACCCCCAUCUACAGCCUACUAUGGUCUAAAGCCACUGAAUCCUAGGAGUUCAAAAGUAACUUGAUUUACCUUGUGAACCAAAGAAAGAAAUUGUUUUUCAUCAGCAGAGAUUGAGUAGUUAGGUAUUGCAGAUAGUCUCUUGGAGAUUUCUCUGUCUGAGGGCUAAUAUUUAAUGUUCUGAGGUGUAAAGUGUCACAAACUCUGAUCCAGCUGAUCAUGUUGCAAAAGUAAUGACCCAUAGUAGAUUAGUACUACUUGAUAAUUCUAGGCUAUAGUCUUUCAAUAGAUGAACAUAGAGAAAACCAUGAAUUGAGUAUCUGUUCAUUAUUUUUACUAACAAUAGUCUUUAAUGAUUACAGUUAUACUGAAAAUAGUAAUGUUGGGAGCAAGUUUCUUUUGUAAUAUUCUGCAUU